This is a messenger RNA of Coniosporium apollinis CBS 100218, 483 nucleotides long. RefSeq lists its product as uncharacterized. The transcript has a single exon. Bases 1 to 483 code for a protein of 160 amino acids. The record is from RefSeq and is a predicted model, not a curated record. Lineage: Eukaryota; Fungi; Ascomycota; Dothideomycetes.
AUGCCGUCCUUCGAGUCCUACCGCCUCACCGAGCCCCACCCCUCCGUCCCGAGCAGCAACUACAUCUACUCCGGCCGCGGCGGCGCCGGCAACAUCCACCGCGUCGACCGCAAAUCCGUGACCGACGGCGCCAACGCUUCCGGCCCACCCUCGCUCAUCAAGCUGAGCCGGCCGCCGAACAACUCCUACUUCCUGUCCGGGCGCGGCGGCGCGGGCAACGUGCACCGCGAGAACGAGCGGGCCAUGUUCAGCUUCGACGAGGAGCUCGCGGCCCAGCAGCGCAUCCAGGAACGCUCGGCGCCCGUCUAUCACAUCGGGCGCGGCGGCGCGGGCAACGCGGUCGACGAGAUGAAGCCGCGGAGCGAGAGGACGAACUCGGGCGCGUCGAACAUUAGCAGCGGGAGCGAUGCGAGCGACAAGGUGCGACGGAGUAUUGGCGGGACGUGGGAGAAGAUUCAUCGCUCGAUGUCGAGGUCUUCUUAG